Molecule: messenger RNA, 1308 nt
Organism: Aspergillus aculeatinus CBS 121060
Lineage: Eukaryota; Fungi; Ascomycota; Eurotiomycetes; Eurotiales; Aspergillaceae
Product: NAD(P)H-dependent flavin oxidoreductase
Exons: 1
Coding region: 267-1307 (346 amino acids)
Molecular function (GO): nitronate monooxygenase activity
Source: RefSeq, a predicted model, not a curated record
UGAAAAGUCGCCAUGGCCAUAAGAACCAUGCAUCAAUGCCUCUACAAUCCAUCUCAAUCUUCGUCUAGUGUCACCUCGUCAUAGUCUCAAUCAUUGAGAAUCUCCUAGAUCUCGCGUUACACGGCCAGCAAGCAGCGAGUGCUACUACUUCUAUACCUCCAAACUCACCACCACCACCACCACCACCACCACAACCCAAUAAAAACCAACACCCAGCCAAAUAAAAGCCCAGCAACUACCCACCACCCAGAGACCCAAGAACAAUCAUGUCCCUCCAAACCCCGCUGUGCACCCUCCUCAACAUCCAACACCCCAUCCUCCUAGCAGGGAUGGCGCGGGCCUCCAGCGCGCCGCUGGCCGCCGCCGUCUCCAACGCGGGAGGGCUAGGCACCGUCGGGGGGCUGGGCUACACGCCAUCGCAGCUCUCUGAGAUCCUGACCGAGUUGAAAUGCCUGCUGCGGGACCCGUCGCUGCCGUUCGGGGUGGACCUGGCGCUGCCGCAGGUGGGCGGCGGGGCGCGCGCCACGAACCACGACUACACGCACGGGCAGCUGGACGAGCUGAUCGAGGUGGUGAUCGCGCAGGGGGCGAAGCUGUUCGUGUCGGCGGUGGGGGUGCCGCCGGCGCACGUCAUCACGCGACUGCACGACGCCGGCAUCCUGGUGAUGAACAUGGUCGGGGCGCCCAAGCACGCCGAAAAGGCGCUGGCGCGCGGCGUGGAUAUCGUGUGCGCCCAGGGCGGCGAGGGCGGCGGGCAUACGGGCGACAUCCCCUUCUCGGUGCUCAUCCCGGCCGUUGUGGAUGUCGCGCAGCGGUACCGGAGUCGGCUGACGGGCCAGCCGCCCCUCGUGGUCGCGGCGGGUGGCGUGAACGAUGGCCGCAGUCUGGCGGCGGCGUUGAUGCUGGGGGCCGCGGGCGUUUGGGUCGGGACGCGCUUCGUGGCGUCCGAGGAGAGCGGGGCCAGUCGGCUGCAUAAGGAGGCCGUCGUGGGCGCCACCUAUGGGGAUACCAUGCGGACUCUCGUCGUGUCGGGGCGGCCGCUGCGAGUUUUGCCGAAUGAGUACGUCAAGGACUGGGAGAGGCGGCCGGAGGAGAUCGCUCGCUUGACGGCCCAGGGCAUUGUCCCCAUGGAAUAUGACCUCAAGAACGAUAAGGAUGUCGACUUACCGUUCCUGAUGGGUGAUGUUUCAGCGAAUGUGGCCAGUAUCAAGCCGGCGGCUGAGAUUGUGGAAGAGAUGGUCCAGCAAGCUGUCGAGAUGCUGAAGAAGGGGAGCUCCUACAUACAAGGCCCAGCCAGUAGACUAUGAG